This is a messenger RNA of Aegilops tauschii subsp. strangulata, 978 nucleotides long. Its product is annotated as B3 domain-containing protein Os03g0619600-like. The record is from RefSeq and is a predicted model, not a curated record. NCBI's taxonomy places the organism in Eukaryota, Viridiplantae, Streptophyta, Magnoliopsida, Poales, Poaceae. Gene Ontology annotation, molecular function: DNA binding.
GGUCGGCGCAACCUUUAUUUGGGCAGCUUUGUCCACGACAACUGUGUUCAAGAGGGAGAUAUCUGCCUCUUUCAGCCACUAGCAAAGGUUAAGGAAGAAAAGUUCACAGUAAUUGUCCAUCUGCUUCACAAAGAGGGCAUUCGUCGUUCCUCUGGUGGAAGAGCUGAUAUGGCACACACGGCUGCUGAAAGAAGGAUAUGCGCAAAGACGGCGUUAACAGCCUCUGUUAAGGAGGAACCGGCUACCGAUGGUGAAGAUACGUUAUCUUUGGGAUCUGAAGAGGAUGGAGGCAAUUCUGAGGGAGCUUCUGAGACCCCCUUCAUAUUGCCAGACAGACCCUUUGUAACGCCAGCACAGGAGCAGAAAGUGCGGGAGAAAGUAGAAGCCAUUGACUCGACAGUACCAGUUUACGUCGCGAUCCUGAACAGGUCCAAUGUUCGUUACGACAAUUUCACCACCUUCCUAACAUUUGGCGCAAAGUACGCAUCAAGGUAUCUCAACAAGAAUUACGGUGCUGGGCAUCACGGAAAGAAGAACAUGAUCAGUUUGGUGCUUCAGCGGGAGGGGAAGAGCAGGACGUGGAACACGGAGCUGCAACGCAGGGUGGAUCGGACGUCGAUCCUCAAAGGAUGGGCGUCUUUCGCCCGUGGCAACCGCCUGCGGGAGGGUGACCUCUGCCUCUUCAAGUUAAUGGAAAGCGUGGAACCGCUGAAGAUGAUGGUGUACAUCAUUCGCCGUGAGAAGUGCUUAGCUUGAUGCAUGGCUAGUCUCUUAUCUAGAAUCUGGGAGUGGAAAACUAUGUGACGUAUCUUUAAACUGGGUCGGAGAGGAAGCAGCUUAUUUAUUUAUCUACCGUCAGAGGUUACCUCAGUAUCUUAUUAGUUCUGUGAGCGUUUUGUUAUCUAGAGCAACUUUGGAUGGGCAAGUUGGAACAACUUAUUAUGUGUUGCUGAUAUUUCUGUCAGCGCUUCAACUUAA